Messenger RNA from Eublepharis macularius, 2645 nucleotides. RefSeq names its product CREB/ATF bZIP transcription factor (gene CREBZF). Gene Ontology annotation, biological process: regulation of DNA-templated transcription. Gene Ontology annotation, molecular function: DNA-binding transcription factor activity. Lineage: Eukaryota; Metazoa; Chordata; Lepidosauria; Squamata; Eublepharidae. The transcript is spliced from 4 exons. The coding region runs from base 373 to 1260 and encodes 295 amino acids. The record is from RefSeq and is a predicted model, not a curated record.
CUUUCUGCAAACAAAAAACAGCAGCGGCAAAACCUGGGUGGACUCAACAGGGGGCUGCCCCGCUAAAAUCACAUCCUCUAAGGCUAAGCAACACACUGAGCGCUACUGUGGAAAAGAAAAACCCGCCAAAGGAGCCACCCCUUGUGAGGAGAAGCGCCUCCGUUUCGUCUCCUCAGGGCGGCGCAAGUCGGAGGCGCAGGCGCAGUGGAGCAAGCCGGGCCUGUCCGCCAUUAAGCGCCCGGGAAGACUCUCGCAGGCCUUUUGGGGGUCUCCGCCUUUCCCCUCAGAAGUCGCGGCGGCGGCUUCGCCCGCCAUUUCCUACGGCCUCGCGGGGCGCCCGCUCGGACUAGGCCUCGCCUCCCCUCGGCCAUUAUGCGCCACAGCUUGGCCCAGCUGCUGGCGGCCCCGUCGGGCCAGGGGAGCCCCCGGGAGCCUGCCGCGGCCUGCUCGCUUCCCCGCGAGGGGAGCGUGGGCGGCAGCUCGGCGGAGACGGGCGACGACGAGGCCGAGCUGGCGGCGAACGGCGGCGACGAGGCCGAGCUGCUUUUCCCGGGCCUGGAACUGGACGAGUGGCUGGAGGCGGCCAUGUCGGCGGAGGAGGCCCGGCCGGACCGGGCCCGGAGCCCCGAAACUGCGGACCCGCCGCCCUUGCGCCCGCGCCCGGGCCGCGCUGGGGGGAGCAGCCGGCUGAAGGCGGCGGCGGCGGCCCGGCUGAACCGCCAGAAGAAGAAGCAGUACGUGCAAGGCCUGGAGAGCCGCCUGCAAGGCCUGGCGGCCGAGAACCGGCAGCUGCGCGACCGCAACCGAGGCCUGUGCCGCCGCCUGCGCGACCUGGAGCAGGAGACCGGCUACCUGCGGGCCGUGCUGGCCAACCAGAGCGCCCUGGGCCGCCUCUUGAGCCGCCUGGCCGGGCACGGCGGCGGCAGGGUGGGUCUGAGGAUCAGCAGCAGCCUCUGGGAGGACCCCCACGGAGAAAGCAGCGACCACGAUUACGCCCUCCCGGUCCCCAGGGAGGAAGAAGAGGAGGAGGACCCCGACCACCCCCACCCCCACAACGGGGCGGCUUCUCCCAGCCCCGCCGGCCUUUGCCUCCACGUGGACCGCGACCAGGUGUCGGUGGAGUUCUGCUCCGUCUGCUCCCGGCGGGCGGCCGCCUGCUCUGCCCGGGCCCCGUCCGCCUCCGCCCCUUCUCCCACCUUCGCCGCUAAAAUUUUCUUUUUUAGGUGCUUGCCCUGCCAGGCUCCGUUGUGUAGGGGUUAAAAGAACAGUCGUUUUCCACCUCGCAACCUGUGGAUACAGCUGUCUUGGGGGCAGAAGAAACGGGACCAGCUGGUGGCCACACUUCCUGCUUUAUUUUAAAAGGUAGUAUGAGAGAAAAAAAGGGAAAGGUAACAGGGCAUUUGCUGUCUUUCACGUAAAGAAAACAGAAUAAUGUGAAUGUUUUGAGUAACUUAUCUGAAAAGCUGAUACAGUACUCCUGUGAAAAGUGGUGAUGUAAAAAAAGCAUGGAUUAUUCGUAAUCUCAUUUGAUGGGUGAAAUUUCUUCAUCCAUUCCUCCUAGUGAAGACCAGCUGCAUGAUUCUAACCAUAUCUGUUCUUGAGGGCGGGCACACUGACUGCAUUGUGGCUUACCUCCAAGUCUAUAUGUUUAGGACUGCAGCCAGAAGGAGAUCUUAAAUCUGCUCUUCUCCUCAUUUGCUCCUCCUUGACAUUUGUGUCUGUUGUAGAAUCAUACACAUUCCCUUCUCAGAACUAGCAGCUUGUAUUUUUUUUUGGUGGAAGAAUGUGCAGCACUAGACACAGGAAACUGAGUUUCCACUAGACACACAUGAACAGGCAGUUUUCUGUCAGCGAUCUUUUUAGAAGUCCUCUAGAUAACCAUACUCAUGCUUUAAAUAAUACAAAUUCAGUAUAAUGAAUGAAAAUGAAUACCAGGGAAGUUUUAAUUCUCAUUUUACUUGGUAUUCUAUUCUUUGUGGUUGCUUCAAGGCUGCGGCAUAGUAAGAUGCAGUUCACAAUAUACAGUUCCUGUUGGCAAUUCUCCUGUGUCUUCCCAGAGUUUUAUUUCUUAGUUUGCUGGAGCCAUUUGCCCUAGCUCUUCUGCUGCUUUCCAUCUUGGAGCCAUUAUUCACUGCACACUUCACUGAAAGGUAGAUGCAUUUUUACAGUCACUUUUCACAGUGAACAUUUGCCUAGUAUGAUAUUACGGUGAAAGUGGAAAUCCAUUUCCCCUUCUCUUUUGUAUAAUGAAAAAAUUGUUGCUGUGCAAAAACACUCUGGGGCCUGAUUCUGUCCUCCACUUUGCAUGUGUGUCAUUGCCCCUUGGAAAAUAAGUGGCACUGAAAUACCUAUGGAACACUUGCUGAUUGUGCAGCAGGGCAAAUGACAUAUUUAGUUGGGAGAAACCCCCCCCCCCCCAGACGUAUGACUGCAGGGAUUUUUAGUGCCUCUUGAAGCAUGUUUAAACUAAAUAGAAAUUGCAAAAGUUUUUCCCCCUUUACUGAUUGGUUCGUGAAAUAUUGUUAAAUAUUUGUUCAACAUUCUAACCAUACUUGGAAAAUGUAUGGAUGUUUCUUUGUAAAUAGUUCUGUCCUACUAAUGAGAACACAGUGUUCUAAUAAAAAAAGAUGUGUUUAUCUUCUGGU